AUGAAGGAGAUCACGAAACGCUUGAGUGAUGUCGGUGCUACUCGCCUUCCAGGAUGGGGCCGCGUGAUCCUCACUGUGCCUGGUUGGAGACACUACAAGAUAUGGCUGCCAACCGAUGUCAGUGGUGUUCGUGUUGUCAGUUUCUGUCCAGAUUGCCUGAACCGACCAAAGUUGAUCUCUACUGGGAAAGGAUGUGUAAAACGAGAUGAAAGCAUUCUGUGCGGUGUGACAGUGGCGUCCAAAUCGUGUGCUCAGUGGUCGGGAAUAGGUUUCACCUGUGCCUGGUUGGAGAAGGUACGAGAUGUGGCCUCCAACCGAUGUCAAUGGCGUUUUUAUUGUCAGAUUGCCCGAGUUUUCACGAGAGACUCAACUGAAUCUCUCGUUUAUGAUAUUUUUCACCUGAAUUCGCAGUACAAAGGACGCUUCAUAUUUCAGUUGGUACGAUAUUCGAUAUAUCACAGUAUCUUUUCACUAAGGAAACUACCCACAAAGUUGCUGUUGAAGAGUCUUAAGCAACGUUGUUAG
Molecule: messenger RNA, 525 nt
Organism: Opisthorchis viverrini
Lineage: Eukaryota; Metazoa; Platyhelminthes; Trematoda; Opisthorchiida; Opisthorchiidae
Exons: 4
Coding region: 1-525 (174 amino acids)
Source: RefSeq, a predicted model, not a curated record